Polyodon spathula (Mississippi paddlefish) is the source of this 2190-nucleotide messenger RNA. It is a transcript of the gene slc46a3, whose product is annotated as solute carrier family 46 member 3. Gene Ontology annotation, molecular function: transmembrane transporter activity. Gene Ontology annotation, cellular component: lysosomal membrane. Bases 278 to 1663 code for a protein of 461 amino acids. The transcript is spliced from 8 exons. NCBI's taxonomy places the organism in Eukaryota, Metazoa, Chordata, Actinopteri, Acipenseriformes, Polyodontidae. Gene Ontology annotation, biological process: vacuolar transmembrane transport. The record is from RefSeq and is a predicted model, not a curated record.
CCCAAUGCCAAGCGUACGGUGUUUUUAUGUCAGGGAUCUUGGAUGAAUAAGAAAGGAUGUGUACCACAUUAAACGCACUAACGAGACUGGCGAGAAUGUAAGCAAAACAACAACAAAGAAGAAUCCUACACAUACUUCGGCAUAUUUAAAUUACUGCACAUGAGCUGAAAAGCUAAGAUGAAUUUUACAAGAGAUUUCGUAAUUGCUUCACUUCGUUGACUGGAUACUUCUUAUACAUGACACCUUCUUUACAUGUGGGUCUGACCAAAGUGGAAGAAUGAAGCGUCUAUUUUUUGUGGAGCCAGUUGUUGCCAUUUAUGCCUUUGCUAAUUUCAUGGCAUCUCCACUGCAGCAGCAGUUUGUCUACCGCCGCCUGUGGGAGGAGUUGACUAACUCCAGUUAUCUAGUCAGUGAGAAUUCUUCUGACUGCACUCCCAACAAGAGCAACAUAACCAGUGGGCAGGAGGUUGUGCAGAAGGCAGCUUCCAUAUUUUUCAUGUACACUGAUUUGCUUUCACUGAUCCCAAGCCUCAUGGUUACCUUGGUCCUGGUGGCACGCAGCGAUCGUCAGGGACGGAAGAUGACUAUACUUCUUCCUCUCAUUGGAGCUACCAUCUCCUCCCUAGCAAACUUUUUUGUGUCUUUCUUUACUUUGAAUCUGUACUUCCUUUUAGUAGCUCAUUUCGUAAGUUCGCUCUUUGGUGGAUUUGGAACAUUUUUGGGAGGUUGUUUCUCAUAUGUGGCUGACUUGUGUGUUAAUGCCAAGCAAAAAAAUGUUCGGAUGGCUCUGGUUGACAUGGUUAUUGGUCUGCUGUCUGGGAUAGCUUCUCUGUCCACUGGCUACUUUUUAAGGGAAAUGGGCUUUAAUUGGCCAUUUCUAAUGACAGCUGUGCUUCACUGCCUUAAUAUUAUAUAUGUUAGCUUCUUCCUGGAAGAGACUGUCAAGACACCUGCCAUCAGCCACCUACAGAGGCCUGAUCCAAGCCCUUUGAAAAAGCUGUUUUUUGGAGUGUAUCUGCUCUUUGCAGCAUCCAGUGCCAAAAGAAACACCAGUUUAAUCAUUUUGCUAUUAGCGUUCUCAUUCUAUAGUUUCGCAAACAUUGGUGGCCUGUCUAUUUUCAUUCUUUACGAAUUGAAUAUUCCUUUAUGCUGGAAUGAAAUCCUAAUUGGCUAUGGCUCUGCUCUUUCCACAUUAAUUUUCUUGACCAGUUUUGCUGGUGUUUCCUUGUUUUCUUUCUGCCUCGAUGACAUUUACAUUGUGUUAAUUGGACUGCUGUCGGCCAUGUCAGGAAUGUUUAUGACCGCAUUUGCCAAAACCACGCUGCUGAUGUUUCUAGUGAGAUUGCCUUUACUUUUUGCUGUUAUGCCUGCUCCGGUGUUGCGCUCCAUGAUGUCGAAGAUUGUUUUGGAUUCUGAACAGGGAGCACUAUUCGCCUGCAUUGCCUUUGUGGAAAUCCUAAGCACCUCUGUGUCAUAUGCUGUUUUUAACAGCAUUUAUGCGGCCACUGUCUCCUUGUUCUCUGGCUUCUGCUUCCUUCUGGCAGCAGGUCUGAGCCUGAUUCCAUUGGGCUUAAUGGGCGUCAUGUUGUUUUUGAGACCUCAGGUGACCCAGGAAACUCAGGGGCUUGUAACUGAAGAUGAAUUCGACGAAAGAAAUGAAUAAGCAGAUCCAGUGUGUAUCUAAAUUUGGGAGGAGUCUUGUGAUUUUGUCUGUCUUGGCAGAGCAUGCUGCCAAAAAUCAAGUAUGUACUGAAAAGAGGAAUUUAAAACAACCUACAGCAGUAAAUCAAACAACAAUUUUGGAGUUCUGCAACAAUAGCACUUACAUGUUUGUAUGUUUCAUACUAAAUACAGGAAAAAAGAUUUGCAUGUUCAGUUAUAUCACUUUUGUCAACCUGUAGUUAAAAAAAAAAAAAAAAAAAUGCAAUUUACAUGUCUUUGUGAUCCAGGUUUGGAACUUCAGCUUGUUCUUCCUUUGGUGUUAAAAACAAAUUACAAUGUUGCUGUAUUUAAAUAAAAAGUUUAUUCUUCAAAGAUAUGUAUUUCUCAAACUGGUACAGGGAAUACUCAGUUUUUUUUAUAAAAUAAUUACAAUACAGAAUACCGGUAAACAGGUACGUCAAACUAUCACAGUAUAGGAGAUACAAUUUCACUUAAUAAGGCAGGACAAUAAACAGAACUUGGAAUUUG